Molecule: messenger RNA, 1703 nt
Organism: Aspergillus sclerotioniger CBS 115572
Lineage: Eukaryota; Fungi; Ascomycota; Eurotiomycetes; Eurotiales; Aspergillaceae
Product: cytochrome P450
Exons: 5
Coding region: 24-1547 (507 amino acids)
Molecular function (GO): heme binding; oxidoreductase activity, acting on paired donors, with incorporation or reduction of molecular oxygen; iron ion binding
Source: RefSeq, a predicted model, not a curated record
UUUGACACUUCAUUGUGACUGCUAUGAUGAUUCUGGAAUUGACCCACGUCGGGCUAGCCCUCGCUGGCAUAGCGACCUUUUACGUCUCUCGGACCUUCUAUCGUCUCUACUUCCACCCCCUCUCCGGAAUACCCGGUCCCAAGCUCACCGCGAUCACACGUCUAUACGAGUUCUACUACGAUGUCAUCUGCAAUGGCAAGUUUCUAUUUCAGAUUGAGAAAAUGCAUCAGCAAUACGGCCCUAUUGUUCGCAUCAACCCCCGUGAAGUCCAUAUCAUCGACCCAUCCUUCUAUGACGAGAUAUAUGCCUCUAGCAGCCGGAAGCGUGACAGGGACCAUGAUGCUUACGAUGCAUUUACGCUCCCCUAUUCCAUGAUUGGGACUAUAGGCCAUGAACACCACCGCUUUCGACGAAGUAUAUUAAAUGACUUCUUUUCCAAGCGAUCCGUGCUUGCAUUGUCCGGCAUGGUCGAAGAGCGGGUGAUGAAGCUAAUGCAGCGUUUUGAGAGAAUUUACGAGGAUCGAAGCGUAGUAAAUUUAAGCAAUGCGUUUGCCGCGUUGACUUCGGACGUGAUCACCUACUACUGCUAUGGAAAACGCUGGGGCUUCAUCGAGGAUGAAGGUUUCCGCAGCGAAAUCCAUAAAAGCAACGAAGAAAAUGCCUCGCAUUGCCAUUUCGACCGCUUCUUCCCGUUCGUGCCGGAAGUAGUGCGCAGGAUCCCGCUGCAGGUACUGGCCCUGCUCCUUCCAAGCAAGGCCGCAGCGUUCGAGUUCCAGGCAGCCAUCUUACAGACUAUCACUACGAACAUGCAAGAUAAGCCCGAUGUGUCGACCAAGGAAAACCGUACCAUCUUCAAGAAGUUGACCGACCCCAGCUUACCCGCUGAGGAAAGGGCUCUGCGUCGCAUUCAGGACGAAGUAUUCACGCUUCUUGGUGCGGGUACAGAAACGACGGCCAGCACCUUGAUGGUCAUGAUCUACCAUGUGUCCCAGGAUGAGGGCAUUCGAGACAAGCUGCGGAGUGAGCUGAAGCAGAUUAUGCCCACGCCUACAGGCGUAGUAACAUGGACGGAAUUGGAGAAGCUACCGUACUUGACCGCAGUUGUAAAUGAAUCCUUACGCUUGUCCUAUGGGGUCAUUAUGCGACUUCCUCGCGUGGCACCAACCGAGGCUCUGCGGUACAAGAACUAUGUCAUUCCAGCAGGGACGCCGAUGAGCACCUCCACCUACUUUGUCCACCGCGACCCAGCCAUCUUUCCGGAGCCGGACAGGUUCGACCCAGAGAGGUGGAUCAGGGCUACGGAAAGGAGGGAGAACUUGACGCGGUACCUGGUGUCGUUCAUGAGGGGAAGCCGAGCUUGCCUGGGGAUGAAUCUGGCAUAUAUUGAGCUAUAUCUGACGAUUGCGCAUCUAAUACGCCGAUUCGAUUUCACAUUGCACAACACCAACCCAGAGGACGUGCGCAUCACAAGGGAUAGAAUCAUCCCAUGCACUGAGAGGGGGAUGCUGCGGGUCUAUGCGAGAGUGACGGGUAUGAUGGAGGAGUGACCCAUGGUAGGUGUCUGGAUCUGAGUUUCUGGAUAAUUGAGCCGAAGGGUUGAGCAUGCAAAGCAACAGUUGGAGAUUCACGUAGGGCUCUCAGCUUUGACACUUCGUUAAGAACUCUUUUUGUGGAUACGAUCAUCCUGCAGGAUUCAUAACCAU